Messenger RNA from Lytechinus pictus (painted urchin), 10283 nucleotides. Its product is annotated as urotensin-2 receptor-like. Gene Ontology annotation, molecular function: urotensin II receptor activity. Gene Ontology annotation, cellular component: plasma membrane. The record is from RefSeq and is a predicted model, not a curated record. The coding region runs from base 2600 to 3553 and encodes 317 amino acids. Gene Ontology annotation, biological process: neuropeptide signaling pathway. Lineage: Eukaryota; Metazoa; Echinodermata; Echinoidea; Temnopleuroida; Toxopneustidae. The transcript has a single exon.
AACGUGAGCUGGAAAAGACAGGGGCACAUCGAUUGCUCGCAUCUGUUUGGUGAGAUUCCUUCAUUUUUUCACUCUUUCUUAAGAUUAGGCAGAAGAAAAGAAAAAUCAUUUUUUGUGGAUUCUUGAACAGGCACCAUCGAUGCGUCUAAUAUUCUAUCAAUCUUGUAUAAAGUUCAUAUCACGCAUGUGUGCCCAAACAGAGUAGUUAAACCUACCGCCGUAGUUCGUCCAAUUGAGCACGCGAAAUAUGAAGGAUGGGAUCUUUUUUUUUCUAUACGCUUUAGCGUGGAAUGAAGCGGUCAAGCCUAGUGCAAGUCAGUAGAUGCCUUGUUUAACACAAUUAAGCAAUCUUUCUAUGCAUGGCUGGGAAGGUAACCAGAGAUGAUAUUCAUGAAUUCCAUUUUCGAAAUACGUAAAGAAUGGAUCCAGUGAUAAUUCGUGGAAGCCAAACAGCUGGUUUCGUAUGACGUCCCAAGGAGGAUAUCGACUAUUGUGACUCUCAAAAUCUUCAUGUAUCAUUCCCUAACUUGACUUUGAAGAUCAAAAUAAUGCAAGAAAUAUGGACGAGUAAGUUUAUUUUGGUCAAAUGGAUGCUGCAUUCGUUUAACGAGAAGACUGACGGAAAGUCGAUUUCGGUUUCUCGAACAGAAUGAUGAAAGCCUUUUUUUAUUGCGACAGCCUCCUGUAUCUUUAUUUGACCGAAUUUUAUCCUGGAAGUUCUGUCUGAAAAUGUGUACAGUCAAAUUUUGAGCUUCAGACUGGAUAUUCAUGGAUACCAUGACUAACCCCAAUUAUCAUAAUUGACUGACAUUUCUGUUUAAUUUCAAGACAUGCACAGCAUGACCUAUGUACAAGCCAGUAAUCUGUUGAGAAUAUUCAGAGCACAGGAUGAUAUAUAAAGAAACACUGUGACAUCUCGAGAGAGCGAAAAUGCCAAACCAUGUAUGCUUAUGACCCCAGUUAGCAUUUUUAUGUCUUGACGCUACUUCAAAUACAUCAACACAUUAGAUGUGAUGAAGUUUACCAACUUCUGUUCUGUGACUGGUGAAAUAUGAUAGCUACGUUGACGGUUGUACACAAUCGAAUUAUAUACAUGUAUUAUCUGGUUAUGGUAUGUAAGAGAUCAUAAUCAUAUCCCAAUCGCAUUCUCAUCUGACAAGGCACACUGCGUCGCUUCUAGUAUUGAUACGUACACACUUUUUCCGUGUACUUUCUUGAAAAGAAUUCCCCCCCCCCCUUUUUUUUUAAUGACAUCAGACUGUUCUCGUCACAAGAAGGAGAAAGUUGGUUUCUGCGAGGCUUCUGAAACUUACACGGUUACAAUCAGGUUACAAUCAAGCACACAUUUCUACAUUUAUCAGUCCUGGCGAUCAAAGCUGUCAACGAGUAAACCAGCCGAAUAAUGCCGUCAUCUACUGAGAGUUGGUCUUAACGCGCCCCUGUAUAGAUCAUUUUGGCAUAAUUGUGGGUCAUGAACUGACUUAAUGAGAAACCCUAGACACUGCAUGCUUCCCCGCUGUCGCCAUUACGAUGACUUGGUCGAUAGAGAGAUAAGCAUCAACUUUUCAUUCCUCUCUCACAUAUUCGUCGAAGUGAUAUUAAUAAGUAAUAUGUGAAAUAUUUGUCGCCAUCCAGUAUCAGCGUUGUGGAUUAUUAAACAGUUGUUGAAAUUUUGACGCUGGAGUGCCAUGCCAAUAUUGGCAGGUUCCUCAUUUCAGAGGGAAAAAUCAAGAAAAUGAAUUAUAAAACUUGAUGAAAAUCGCAUUUGUAAUUGAAAGGCUUUGUACCAAACAAAACGGAAACACUUCUUGGUAUUAUUUAGUGACAAAACGCAGCUAAUUUACACUCUCAUUAUUGAUGGAAGUAUAUUCGCAGUGACUUGUCCUUUUACAAAAUUAUCAAUUGAUGUAAUCUGCCCCACUUAUCUUUCGAAAAACUAAUUAAACUAAUCAAUCGAUAGACAAAUUGAUCGAUGAUAUACGUGGGAUGCCUAGCUGAUGUGCAGUUUAACUCAUAAGGCAAUGUCAGACAGCUAUUCCCGCAUGAACGAAUCUGGAAGGCGUGGGCAUGAAUACCUGAUGACUGGAGAUCUUACAUCUUCGGUUACUGAACCCUGAAAUUUCUGGAUUUCCCUCAUCUGCAGCAUCACUCACUUUCCUGUUCGUAAUUAUUACGGAAUUAUUAUUCAUAACUUACACUUUAUGCAACGGUUUCAAUGAAUGAUUUGGCGUUGCCUGUAUUUUACUCCAACGAACUACAGUCCGCCCUCAUUCUUCAUAAAUAGCCAUUUACUGAAACGACUCGGCAAAGAGAGGUGCUGCAAACUUGUGUGCCUUAGUUUACGAACGGGUUGUCUUGAAGGAAAUUAGUUACUAUGAGACACUAUUAGAGAUACGUUUGCUGUGACUGAUCCUUAGUAUUAUGCCGUCAAAGUCAAUAUUCUCAGACUGAAUGAAGUAUUUCUUCAUUUUUAUUUGGAUUUCUCGAAAUCAAAUGUAUAGGAAGUGUUGUUUAGAAGUCUCUUGGUGAUUAUUUUUUCUGUAAAACAGGGGACAUUCGAAUAUUUUUUCUCUGUACUGAAAACUUUUCAAAACGCACCAUGCUCUUCAAAUCCAUUCUGAUUGCGGGGUUCCUCUGCAUAUUUAUCAUCGGUGUCUGUGCUAACGCCCUGGUAAUCCUGUUAUCUUUCAAACCCAGUGGAAAUGUCAAUGUUAACGUCAACGUCAAUACAAUCAACACCUACCUCGUCAACAUGGCCGGAGCGGACCUGCUCUACAUAUUCGGCUGUCUAUUCUACACACUGACGAACUACAACCAAGACGGUUGGCUCUUCGGUGACGUAGGCUGUCGGUUGAUCCUAAGCAUCGACGUCCUCACCAUGCACGUUAGUGUUUACAUCCUAACUGUAAUGAGCAUUGAGCGCUAUGUGGCUGUUGUUCAUCCGAUGUUGUCUCUGAAGUACCGAAGUGUCGGCUUCGCUCGGGUUAUCGUGGCGGUAAUCUGGGUAUCUGCCAUGGUAUUAGCAACACCAAUGGUGGCCAGUAUGGCAUUGACUCGAAUUCAUGACGGUCACGGAUCUGUGAAAUACACUUGCGCUUGGACGAUGAACGGAGAUGAUUCUCUUCCCACCUACAUGAUCUCAGUCUUUCUUAUCACCUUCGCCAUCCCGUCCAUUAUCAUGGUAAUUGCCUAUUUGCUCCUCAUGGCACAUUUUUGUCAGGUCAGGUCAGAGCGUACUGGUAGUCAACAGGUGCGACGAUCGAAACGUCGAGUAGCACAAAUCGUGUUUCUGGUAGUUCUGGUCUUUUGGAUAUGUUAUACUCCAUUUUGGGUCUACCAACUUACCGUCCUGCAUGUUGAAAACUUUGAUCCUAAGCAGAUUAUGGGGCUCGUCGCUCUGAUUAUAUCAUACCUCAAUUCCUGUUUUAACCCUUUUCUAUAUACGCUUUUGCCCAAGAGGUAUAACGUCUGGCAAAAGAUGAGGAAACAGAGUUCUUUUUCCGCUCCAAAAUAUCGUCUUACGGGUAGACCAGAAGUGUGCGACUCUCUUUAAAUGAGAAUAGGGAGUUUCCGCAAUUACGACGCAGAACGCUUUUGGGAACACAGAGAACGUAUUGUCAAAUGCCCUUCAUGACAAUGGAGUCUUUGUCGAGGGUUGGUGACUUAAAACAGCAGUUUCGUCCUGGACUCUGCUGUUCCGAUUCUCUAAAUUUCGACAAAGCCCUCCGAGCAUUUCAUUAUAAUUAUACUUGCAUUUCCAAUGCAUUUGCUGUGUUCUAGGAUUAUUUCUGCGUAUUAUUCCAUUAAGAAGACAUCCCAUAGUUAUUUGUCUACUAAGAUAGACGGUGUAAUUUUAUGUCUAUAUUAAUUGUUAAAACAGUCUUUGUGAUCAAUGGUUCCACCAAAAUAAUUUCACUGCAAUUCGGAUCUGUUACACUAUUAGAAUAGUGCCAGCUCUGAGCCACGUUGCAUAAAAGUUCAUAUUAUGUAUAACUUUAUCAUCUAAUGGUAACUUUCCUAAACUCCUUGAUCCUGAUUGGCUGAUUAGCAUUGCUACCAUGGUAGUUACUAUUGGAUGGCAAAGUUACUAUAAUAUUAACUUUUAUGCAAUGGGGUCCAGAACUUCAAAAGUGGACAGUUGUGAUCCAUUUUUCCAGUGAAAUUAUGACUAUUCUCUUGUAAUUCAUUCACUCAUCUUUUUGUAUAAAGGUGGAAUAGAAGAUUAGAAAUUUGAUUAGAACUGGAAGCGGAAAACAGAAAUUACAUUACAUUUCUGCCAUCAAAAUUGGUUAUCCAUCAUUAGUGUUAAACAUAUUUUUACAUUUAUAUUAUUUUUCUAAUGGAAAAAUGUACAAGCAAAGAAGCACAGAAUACCAAUUUGAUAAGAAUGACAUGAAGAAUGUCGAAGUUGAUGAAGCAAGAAAUGUGUUAUAGGUUCAAAGAAGUUAAUCUUAUUUACUCAUUUCAACAAUAUUAAAACACGAAUGUCUGACAAGCUACAGACUGUAGUCUUCUGCAUACAGGGUCCCGUAACACAAAGGUUAGCAAUUAAUCGUACGUUUGAUUGUACAUUGUAGUCUAUGCAAUCAAUAGUUGUAAAAUGUUUUACGAUCAUUGCUAAGCUUUGUGUCACAGGCCCCUGGUGUUUCUUGUCCCUAAAGAGAAUAAAAAUAGAAAAGACUCAAGUUUAUCAAACAAGACAAAAUCAUUUAUCUAACUCAGGCAUUGAUAUGAAGACAGUCGAUCUUCAUGUCGCAUGAUGAAACAAAAAAAAAAAGUUUAAAAUUCGAGUCAAGUGCAAUUCGAGAGUAUUAAAUAUUAUGAAUUAUUUUCACGAUUACUGUGAUUUUUUAUCAAUAAAAUUAUAUGAUAUUGUAUUAUCAAUAAUUGUGUUUUCCUUCGUGAGAGUUUGAUUAUUAAACUCUUGUUCUUAACGUCUUAUUUUACGCCCGACCACACUCAUUCACAAGACUUUUUAAUCCGCCUUAUCGCUUUUGUCGAUGUGUAAGAAAUUAUGAAAUGUCUCUUAGUUUUUGUUCGUCAUAAAUUAUGCAUAAAGACGUGUGGUUGCAAAGCAACAAUACAAUCAUGCUCUAUGUGAGACCGUGAGUUGCUAUUCGUAGUAAGAAGUCUUUAAAGGUAAAUUAUGUGCACGUUCGUUGAUGCCCAUUAAAAUUCAACGCUUAACAGUCAAAACCGAUUUCAGAACUCCUUUCCUAUAGGCCCUAUGGAAAGAAGUGAAAUAAAUCCUUUCUUAUAAUGCAGUUUACUCAUCCCUCCAAGGAGUAUCAUUCGGAACAUUAAACUAAUAACAUACAUAUUGCUAUCAUAAUAAAUCGCUUGUAUUGCCAUCGUAUUUUUUCAGUGUUAUUUAUGCAUAUUACAAGACGUUAAAGAAUCAUCAUAUUGUGUCAUGUAUAGACGUGUUGUAUAUAGAGAAAGGUGAAAUGACCAAUGAUGGCGGUGAGCUGAUAAUGUAAAUGAUCUCUUGAAGCACUUUCUCGACGCCACUAUAGAGAUAAGUGAGGGUUAAUUGAAUGCUAGGGGAAAGGAACAAAAGAAAAUAUUACACUUUCAAAUGGCGAACGCAUUCAUCAUGUUAUUCCUUUAUUCUAUUGUUACACCUACAAAACGGAUCCACACUGAUCCAAGUUAUGACAUUAUUCUAUAUGGGAAACGAUUGGUAUAGGUCUGGAUUAUUUCGUUGGUGGGUGUGCCUGCGGGUGAGGCUAUUCUUUGCAAUGGUAUUUUUACACCUGACAUCUGCCUGGCAUCAGGGGGAAGUCGUCUCAUUGUGACGUGAUAAGGAGGAAACUAUUGCCACUUGCUAAUACCUCGGUCACAUUUAAAUUACGGCGGCCGUACGCGAGUUGAAAACAGCCGUUUUAACAUUUUUUGUACCAGCUAUACAUAUAGGUGGUUUGAAUGAAAAAGAAUAAAACGCUGUAUUCGUCUCGCCGUACGGCUGCCGAAGAGUAUUAAUUGUGACUGAGGUACAUUGUCAACGUGUUAAACAAAGGUGUUUCAUAUACCACAUUCGUCAUCGAAAGUGAUGAUCUCGACACCCUUGCAAACGAACUGAAAAAUUCAUCAAGUUUGCUAAAUAAAAAAUGUUGAAGUUACAGUGAAAUUCCAUAUAUUCAUUGAAAUGAGUUGCCAGUCGAGGCAAUUAUGUAUACUUAGGGUGCAAUAAUUCUCCAUCUAUAUAUGACUAAAACUAUAAACCUUUAUUCAUUGAAAAGCACCUGGUACUUUAUGAAGGUGAUGGAAAGGUAACAAAGAGAAUUCUCGAAGUAUCACAUCAGUCAGUUCACGAGCUUACUUGAAGCCAUACAUUGUCAUGAUUGUAAAGCGCUUAGAAUGGCUUCUGAUGAAGUAAGUGAUGAAGGCUAAAUAUAAUUAUGAACGCAUGAUUAACUUAGUAAAGUGAAACCGAGUCUCACAAUUCGCUAUCUUACCCGCCAAUUGCAUAAUACAACUAAAAAUGUUAGUUAUAUUCAACGUUGCAUUGUAUAUGAUUUAUCGAUUGAAAUUCAGUGAAUAUACUUCUGGUUUUCUUUGCUCUGCCGAUUUGCCUUACAAAUUAUGUGUGUAUUAUAGCGAAUUGCAAUAUUUGUAAUGCUGGUAAUGUCAUGUAUGUGAAAUAUUCUUUUAUUCUGUACACUGUGCAUUCGCACAAACAUAUUAUUGAGAUGUACUUUUGCCUAAUAAGUAAAAGUAUUACACUCUAAAAACACUGAGUAAAAUUUUCCCCAAAAUUGGGUAGAAAGGGAACAUGCGUGUUUGCUGGGUAUUUUUUUUUACCCCAUAUUGGGCUAUUUCAACGAAACAUUGCGCAAAAUUUGGGUAAUCUUUUUACCCAACCAACAUGCAUGUUCCCAUUUUACCCAAUAUUGAGUAAUCUUUUGUUAGAGUGUACGAGCUUUGUAAUCUUAUUUUUAUUUAUCUUGGUGGCAUAUGUAUUUAACACAUGAUGAGUACCGUAUGGAUUCCGUUGAAAAAUGUAAUAGGCUAAAGCUACUUCGACGGACUCUUCGUCUUCAUCUUACUCUUCGUUUUUGAGAGAGUAAUUUUAAGCGAUAUAUGUAUGUAUGUAUGUAUGUCAGAUAUAGAUAUAUAAUGUAUAUUAAUCAUUGGGAAUUGAAAUCAACGAAAUGAAGUCAAACAUACAUUUAUACAUAUCCUAUUCAAAAUAAUAAAGUUGUGAUAGUAGGCGCAAUUGUAUUUUCUUUUAUGAGUAAAAUGCACCUUACAAAAUUGAUAUUAUCCUUGUUAAAAGUAUUAAAGUAGGCACAUUCACAUUUUAGAAUAUGUAUUCUCUUUAAACAUGCUUCAUGGCGGUUGAUAUUACGAAAAAUAAAUUAUGCUCUCCAAUUAAUUUUAUGAUACUGGCCUCUGAAGUUUAUUUCCCUUCCUUAAUCAAUUGAUAUCAACAGUACCAACACGAACAUUUAUUUACCAUUAAAUAAAACUAUUUCUAAUAUUAAUUUUAUUUUAUUAAUUAAAAAGGUUGUAUGACCGAAAGCGCACAUCUAUAUAUCAGAAAAAAAAUAUAUGCUUGGAACUAUCCCAAGUGGAAUUUCAAAAGAAAACUUACAAAAAACAAAAACAUACUUUAGAUGUCUUUGUUUUUUCAAAUUGAAAAAAAAAUGAAUUAAAUUUAAAAGCCGAUAGUGUCCCAUAGAAAACACACGUUCGGCAAUAGUGUAACGUUUUCAAGCUGUUGUAUCUAUCCAAUUGGAGUGCACAAUAGGAAUCUGGAUAACGAUAUCCCAUGUUUGUUUUGUUUUUGUUUUUUAAUGUUUCCUUUUCUGAAAGAUUUACUCAUUUAAAUAUUCAAUUUUUUUACCGAAUUUUGCAUCUUGAGUUACUUUAAUUAAUUGCAAUAUAUUUUCUUUUCAGUAAAAAUAUCCUGGUACUUUAUGCUCCCGUUUGAUACAUUAUGUUUAAUACGCCGUGCCUGUGUCAGUUAUGCGACCCUGUGCUCUCUUUUAUUAUGUCUAAUUCAAUGUAGAAAAUUUAUUUUUGUUCAUGCUUUUUGUUCAAUAAAGUGAUGCAAACGAUUGCAUACGCGAAGAGGGGUAGAAAUUAGAAAAUGAAAUCGUAAAGACGAACAAAACAAUCUUCGCCAAAAAAAUAUAUGAACGCUUAAAUAAUGUCCUGAUUUUCUGUCGGUAUUUUAUCGAGAAAUUUAAUGAAAUUUCAUUUCAUACAUAAUUUUCAUAUUAAUGAUACGAUUUGAUAAAUGAAAAGUGUUCGCUUUUAUAAUACAUUUCCAGCCUACUUUAUCCAUUCCUCUGAUUCGUGAUACUGUAACAUUACAGCGAUGAAAUUCCUAUUAAGUUCUUUUUCGAACAAUAGCGAGUUUUCGAACCGCCAUGCAGAACGAACACAGUGAAUGUAUUAAAAAUGCAAUUUAAAUCGCUGAGAGAUUUUUGUCGAAAACUGGUGAACUAGAACGGCCGUUCGUCCUUAGUAUCGGAGCUGACGAAAAAAUUGCAAAUAUGUCGUUUGUGUGGAGUCGAGGGCGAAACUGCUGUUUUGAUUCACCAGUUAUCGACAAAGACUUCUUGUUGUUAUAUAUCAUUGCGAGCAUUUGGCCAUAAAAUUUCAGUGCUCUUGAAAGCGCUCUGCGUUGUGUGGCGAAAAAUCCAAAUUAACAAGAGCGACGGGACGAAUUUGAAAGUAUAGGGGCUGAAUUCAAAUUGAAUUGAAUGCUGUGCAUGCGUAACAUCACACUUCUUUUGAACAUCAUUCCUGAAAAGUUAGGGCUGAGGCCGACUGCCUCCCCCACUCCCACAGCCCCUGAAUAAGGCUUAUGGUAAGACAGAAGUGCAAAAAGGGACAAAACUUCAUCACAAUAUUAAAAAGCCACUCGAACUUAAAGAAUGCAUUUGAUAAAAGUAGCAUCAAAAUUAAAGAGGCAAAGCAUUGCCUCUGAAGCCACUUUCUCAUUUUUUCUUUUGUGUUUUACCGUAAGAAAUAUAAAUAUUUGUUUCACUGUUCUACUAAAACUAUAAAAUUAGGGUCGGCAUUGAUCAAUGCAAGAUAAUCAAUAUGCUUGAAGUGAGAUACUUUGUAAUUAUAUGAAUCGCAUUAAACAUGAUGAGAUGAAAUAAAAAAAGGAAAAGUAUGGAAGGGAUAUCAUUAGCCCACUCAUCGCAUGGAUUACUCCGAGUAAACGCAUGCACUUUAAAGUGCAAUACCAUGCCAUACAAAGCUCCUAUUUUUUGUCUUUCUUUCAUAGUUUCAUUACUUUACAGUUACAAAGUGAAUGUACUGCACGAUCGUACUAGGAUAAAUUUACAAAUAUGAUUAUUACCUGAAAUCCUUGAACAAAUUCCAUUUUGAAAAAAAAUAUAUAUUUACCAGCAUAAUCAUUAAACGGAAAUGCCAUUUUUAAUCACUUUCGAGAAGUUCAUUAUCACUCCCAUGCAUAUACAUUUUCUGCCAGCAUAAGCAAUACAAACUAAGGGUCAAAAUAAAAGACAUUAACUUUUGAAUAGGAUUUUAUCACUCGAAGUUCUUCACAGACCAAAUUUUUACUGGUUCAAUAUAAAAAUGAUUGAUUUUAUAUUUUUCACACUUCAAGGCUGAGCCCACACCACCACCACAAACAACUGCAAUUAUAUUAUAUUUGUAAAUCGAAAGUUUAUUAAUUUACAUUAAGUGGCAUUGAAUUGCAAAGUACAAGCUUUAUUUUUUUAAGAUGAAUCUGCUUUAAAAAAAAGUCUGACACGUAAAAUGUGGAGAAUAAAUUAGUAUAAAGAUUUUUUUGAUAUACUGGUGUUGAAAUGGCGUGAAAGUAAUUUUCUGUCUUUCACAUAUCAUGUUCUUAUUGGAUGUAAACCGUGUAAAUCACACUUCAAGGCUGAGCCCACACCACCAAAAGAUAGAUAGAUUUGAAAAGAUAGAGAAAUUCAAAGAAACAUUACUCUGAAAUUUUCAUCACUUGUUCGUGUAUAGGAGGUAUUUCAAUAAAGGUUAUUCAAACAACUGCAAUUAUAUUAUUUUUGUAAAUCGAAAGUUUAUUAAUUUACAUUAAGUGGCAUUGAAUUGCAAAGUACAAGCUUUAUUUUUUUAAGAUGAAUCUGCUUUAAAAAAAAGUCUGACACGUAAAAUGUGGAGAAUAAAUUAGUAUAAAGAUUUUUUUGAUAUACUGGUGUUGAAAUGGCGUGAAAGUAAUUUUCUGUCUUUCACAUAUCAUGUUCUUAUUGGAUGUAAACCGUGUAAAUGACAUAUUUUUGUGUUACACUGUAUUGAAUUAAAUUCACAUUUUGAAU